GUGAAACAAAGCAAAACAGAUAAACAUUAUCGAAAAGGAGUGAUAAAGACCGGUGACACCACACGGAUCUCCUUCAGAAAUUUAUACAACUUGUCUAGCUUUUUAAGAGAAAUAUUUAAUUGAAAUAAAUUCAGUUUUAUUGGUUCUUCUUGUCUACGUAAUUAUUUAUUUCUAAUACAUAUUUAAUUGUAGAAAUGACUUUACAAUCAAUUAAAUAUAUACCCGGUAAAUUGGAAAUACUCGAUCAGUUACUACUUCCGGUCCAAUCGAAAUAUUUAUCGGUAAAAGGUGUAGAAGAUGGUUGGAAGGUUAUUAAUAAAAUGCAGGUACGUGGUGCUCCUGCAAUUGCGAUAGUUGGCUGUCUAUCGUUGGCUGUUGAAAUUUUUCCAGAAACGUUCGACUCAAAAAAAUCCUUACGCCAAGAAAUUGAGGGUAAACUAAAUUAUUUGGUCUCGGCAAGACCAACAGCAGUAAAUAUGAAAAUAGCUGCAGAUGAACUAAUUGGCCUGGCCAAUGAUCUAACAAAAGAUGAACGUAUUUCCGUCGAUAUAAUGAAAGAAAGAUUCCUAGAUGCCACUGAAGCAAUGCUUCAAAAAGAUAUAUCUGACAAUAAAGCCAUUGGUACAAAUGGUGCAAAAGCUAUACUAGAAAAUGCCAAUAAAGACGGACCCGUGCGUGUAUUAACUCAUUGUAAUACAGGCUCAUUGGCAACAGCUGGAUAUGGCACUGCUUUGGGAGUUGUUAGAAAAUUACACGAAUUAAAGAAACUAGAACAUGUAUAUUGCACUGAAACAAGACCAUAUAAUCAAGGAGCUCGCUUGACAGCAUAUGAAUUAGUACAUGAUAAACUGCCAGCUACGCUGGUAUUAGAUAGUAUGGUUGCCGCUUUACUACGUGCAAAAAAUGUAGCCGCGGUAGUAGUAGGUGCGGAUAGAGUAGCAGCUAAUGGUGAUACAGCCAAUAAAAUUGGAACUUAUCAAAUUGCCGUGGUGGCCAAACAUCACGGUGUACCAUUUUUUGUGGCUGCACCCUUAACUUCAAUUGAUUUACAAAUACCUAGUGGUGAUCAUAUUAUAAUUGAAGAGAGACCUGAUCGUGAGAUGACUCAUGUGGGAGAGCAUAGAAUAGCUGCACCUGGUAUUAACUGUUGGAAUCCUGCAUUUGAUGUUACGCCCGCUUCUCUAAUUACUGGCAUAAUUACGGAACGUGGUGUAUUUAGUCCACAAAAACUUAAAGACGAAAUAAGCGCUUUAUUAGAACUCUAAACAAUGUUGUCUCUUAUCGUUUGUUAGACUUAAGAAACUUUCCCUUCCUUCUAAACAUUUUCUCUCAACUAUUAACUUUACAUUAAACCUAAAGUAUUUAGAAUUUAAACAGCACCAUUUUUUUAUAUAAAAUUUCUUUACACUUAGUUGUGAUAUUGUUAACAUGCGAAACUUACUAUAUAUACAAACAAUACGUAUUUUUUGAUACAAUUAUGGUUCAAAAAAAUUAUUAUUAUUAAAACAUACUGCAGAUUAUGGCUAGAAAAUAGAUAUCGAUCACAAAAAUAUUGGAAAAAUAUGCUUAAAAUUUAAGUACAUUAAAAAAAAUAAAAUAUACAAAUUUAUUUUUAUUCUCAAUAAGUGAAUAAUUUA
Messenger RNA from Calliphora vicina (urban bluebottle blowfly), 1637 nucleotides. Its product is annotated as methylthioribose-1-phosphate isomerase. The record is from RefSeq and is a predicted model, not a curated record. Bases 195 to 1265 code for a protein of 356 amino acids. Gene Ontology annotation, molecular function: S-methyl-5-thioribose-1-phosphate isomerase activity. The transcript is spliced from 6 exons. NCBI's taxonomy places the organism in Eukaryota, Metazoa, Arthropoda, Insecta, Diptera, Calliphoridae.